Molecule: messenger RNA, 1430 nt
Organism: Rhinichthys klamathensis goyatoka
Lineage: Eukaryota; Metazoa; Chordata; Actinopteri; Cypriniformes; Leuciscidae
Exons: 5
Coding region: 1-756 (251 amino acids)
Molecular function (GO): nucleic acid binding
Source: RefSeq, a predicted model, not a curated record
AUGGUAGCUCUUACAAAUCUGAGCAACCUUAUACAGCGUCUGAGGGAUAUGGAGGCUUUGGAGCAGGUAUCUGUAACAAUGGAGCUGGAACCAGGACAGGGACGUGGACGUCCAAGAAUUUCAAUUUCUACGAUCAACCUUACCCAUCUAAUAGAACUAGGGCUUCCAACCCAGUCUAUUGCAAAUUUACUUGGUGUGUCUCGUGCAACACUGUUCAGGAGGAUGAAUGAAAACAACUUAUCUGUGAGAGCUUUGUACAGCACGUGUACAGAUGAAGAACUUGAUGCCCUUGUCACAGAGAUUAAGACCUCCAUGCCAGACGCAGGAUAUCGUAUGGUUCGAGGGGCUCUACUGGCACAGGGGCACCGUGUACAGUGGGAUAGGGUGUGUGCAUCCAUGCAUCGUGUGGACAGUGUUGGUGUUCUCUCCAGGAUGACCAACUUGAGAUGUAUUGCUCGGAGACGAUAUAGUGUUCCUUACCCCAAGUACCUGGUGCACAUAGACACCAACCAUAAACUCAUCAGGUACAACAUGGUAAUCUUCGGUGGAAUAGAUGGUUAUUCAAGAAAGAUUAUGUACCUGAAGAUUUCAGACAACAACCGCUCAGACACCCAUUUGGCCUUUUUCAGAGAGGCAGUGAAUACACAUGGGUUUCCACAGAGAGUGAGAGGAGAUCAUGGCGGUGAAAAUGUGGGAAUAGCAGAACUAAUGUUUUCAGUUCGUGGCACUGAUGACAACAGCUUCAUCGCCGAAUAGAGCGUCUCUGGCGUGAUGUAUUCGUAGGGGUAACAAGCAUCUACCAUAACAUUCUGCACACAUUGGAGGACAGUCACUUGCUGGAUAUCAGCAACUCCUGCCAUUUAUUCAGCUGUCAUUAUGUGUUCCUGCCACGCAUCCAGGCCAGCUUGGAUGUCUUUUCUGAGGGGUGGGACAACCAUCCCAUAAGAACAGAACACAAUCUAACACCCAUUCAGUUGUGGCAAGUGGGCCAGUUCCAAAACCCAAUUAUGGAUCCAGAGGUAAAUUUGGCAUCCACGUAAAAUGGAGGCAAAUAUUAAAUGUGUAAAAGUUUAAACAAAAAGUACAAUUAUCUAUGAAAUUUGUUUUCUUCAGAACGUAGCCAUACCCAACAUUGAAUGGGAGGAGAGCGGAUACUUGGAGGACCCAAACCUUGGGGUGCAUGUUCCUGUGCUUGACAUUUCAUUGACAGACGAUGAAAUGUCACAACUUACAGAAACCAUCAACCCCAUGCAACACUCUGAGUCUUAUGGAGUAGACCUCUAUCUUAGCACUGUCCAGUAUGUUGAGAGAUUAACUGAAAGUUAGUCCCUGCCAAAUUCCAUUUAUGCUUUCUUGCCUUGUUGUACACCCUGCUUAAUCUGUAGGUGUGGAGCUUUCAUUUUUCAUAUUUACCCACUGUACAAUAUUUA